Musa acuminata subsp. malaccensis (wild Malaysian banana) is the source of this 1307-nucleotide messenger RNA. RefSeq lists its product as uncharacterized. NCBI's taxonomy places the organism in Eukaryota, Viridiplantae, Streptophyta, Magnoliopsida, Zingiberales, Musaceae. The record is from RefSeq and is a predicted model, not a curated record.
GUUUGACAAAAUAUGCAUGCAAACGGAAAUCUUUUGUAUAUAUAUUCUUUCCUCUGACCUUUCACCUGCACAUCCCAUCUCUCGCCACCAGCCACUGUCCCCGGCCAAUACUUUCCCUCGUCUCGAAUCUCUCUGCCAUGGACGGCAGGAAAGCAAUUAAGACCCACAUCAUGCGUCACUCCCUCUGUCCAGUCCCCUUCUAACAACUCGCACUUAUAAUCUAUCAGAGCAGGAAUCCAUUACCAGAGUGCUGCCAUGCCGUCGGGUGCCAAGAAGCGGAAAGCUGCCCGGCGAAAGAAGGAGGAGGGAACGGAGCAGGGCCUUGGCCACCCACCGGACUCCCCCACCAACGCUUCUCCAGACAACAACCACGACGGUAAGGAAAAGACGAGCAGCAGCAGUAGUAGUAGCAGCAGCAGCAGCAGCAGCGACGAGGAGGUGGAGCAGGAAGAGCGGAGGGAACCCGCGGCUGCCGUCGAAAUGGAGGAUAACGCUACAGUUAAUGAUGACGGUGAGAAGUUGGAGGAGGUGGCAGUUCCUGUCUCCACGGAGGCUGGAGUCGUGAGCGUAGAGUUCCUCAAGGCUGAGAAAUCUGAGGUCGCUGUGGAGGAAUCGGCGGCGGCAGCAGCGACUGCUGUGACGGUCGUUCUGAUCGAUGCGCCAGUUCCUGUGGAUGAAGAGGUCGUCGAAGCCGCCGAGGCCGCGACGGGGACUCUGGUGACUUGGCUGGAGAUUGAUUCUUUGACGCAUGAGACUGACGCCAAACCAGCGGCCGCUCUGGAAGAAACUCCUGUUUCUGAAUCGCCUCGUCCAAGUGGGGAGUUCUGCCAUAGCACCGAGAACAUUGAGCCCACUCCCGCGCCAGUGGCAGAGCUUCGAGCUUCAUGGUGGAAUUGCUGCGGAUUGUUUGAUGUUCUUACGGCUUCCAAAGACAGUAUCAGGUCAGAAAGAAGAAAAGAAUGACUUCUUUGCUUCUCUGUGCUUAAGGAAGAGCAUGAGGCAUCAAGCAGCAGUCAAUUAAUAGCUUCAUUAUCAUGAGACUGUGGAAGAAACUACACAUCCGUAACCGAGUGAUCGUGUGUAACAUCCUUUUCCUUAUUUCUUAAUAAAAACUGUAGUGACUGCCUGUGUUUUCAUUAUGUGGAUAUGAGUGAAAGUGCUAUGAUAUUCUUUCUUGUUCACAAUGUUGUGCCCCCUUCCACAAGACACUCAUCAUAUGAGUGCUCUUUGUAAGAUUGUGAUUCUUGUUUUCAUAUGUUUAGUUGUGUACAAUGCUCAUGAAGCAUGUUCUAUUAUCAGCUUCUCCA